AUGGAACAUUUUAUGGAAAGAACAGAAGGUUUGGAAAGGUUUUUGGCAAAUAUAGGGGGAGAAUUCAAAGGAAACCGGAUAUUUGUGGGCAACAACUCGCUGGCCGCUUUUAAGUUUAUUUUGUCGAUGCAGGACUUUUCGUACAGAAGAUUUGGCAAAAAUGUUUUUGAAUUCUACGGCCUGGAAAGACCUUCAGAUCGCGCCAGCCGAAGCAAGUACCUAGACAUGCUCACGGGCUGCAUUGAAGUGGCAACCGAGUCCACAGAAGACAGCUUCAAGUCGCCCUCUGUGAUCUGCGAAGGUGCAGUGCAUUUCAACUGCCAGUUUGUUUGGCCUGGGUGGGGGCAUUGCUCGGAGGACCCUGCGCUGCCAAGAGAGUGCGAGAGAAGAGGCCUUACAUUUAUCGGGCCAAGCGAGCAUGCGAUGGGCAUGCUGGGCAGCAAAAUAUCGGCGAACACGCUGGCAGACAGCUCUGGGAUACGCAGCAUUCCCUGGAUAGACGUGAAGCAUGCAGACAAGGUGGACCAGUUUUGCAAAGACGUUGGGUAUCCUGUGAUGGUGAAGUCUCCUGACGGCGGGGGCGGAAAGGGCAUUCGCGUGGUCGAGUCUCCCGAGCACCUGCAGCAAGCGAUUCGCGUGGUCAAAGACGAGUCAGGGUGCACUGGCGUGUUUGUGACAAAGUACCUGGGAAAAAUAAAGCACAUAGAGUUGCAGCUGCUGGCAGACUCCCACGGCUCUAUUGAAGUUGUAUCCAGCAGAGACUGCACCAUGCAAAGACGGAACCAAAAGCUAAUCGAAGAGGGGCCUGCCAUGCUAGACAUGCAUGAAGAGGAGGACAUAAAGGAGAAGGCAAAAACCAUGCUAAAGGAGGCAAAGUACCAGAACGCGUGCACCGUCGAGUUUGUGUAUGACGUGGAGUCGAGCCAGAUAUACUUUCUGGAGUGCAAUCCACGGCUGCAGGUUGAGCACACAGUAACGGACUUGCUAACAGAAAGCAACCUGUGUGCAGCGCAGUGGCUGGUGUCGUGCGGGGUUUCCAUUCGCUCUCUGCAGGAGAUUGGCGUUCUAAAGAAGCCCCAGCAGGGCAGGCAUGUAGUUGCUGCGCGAGUAGUUGCUGAGUCGGCGGAGUGCGGGUUUGUUCCCAGUACCGGGUCGGUUUUUGUUUCGUCGUGCUUCCAAAUGGGCACGGUUGGGUACUUUUCUAUAGACUCCGGCGCAAUUACGCCGUACAACGACUCCCAGUUUGGGCAUGUCUUUGGAAUUGGCCAGACGCGGAGCGAGGCUGUGCGCGCGCUGAAGCUGGCUUUGAACUCUGUCCGCAUCACAGGAGGGGUCAAAACGCUGAACAAUUUUCUUGCAGACCUGAUUGCUACAGAGGAGUUUCUGAGCAACGCACACACCACACGCACUCCGGAGCGCUUCCAGCAAGAGCUGGUGAAAAGAUCCCAGACAGACCCGUUUUUGAUCUUAUGCUUCUGCGCCAUAUCCGCCCACAGAAGCGGAGAAAAAAAGCUCUCUAUGAACUUUCAAACAAAUGGGCUAAGCGUGUUUGCCGAGGUCACAGAAGUGGGAGCCCUUGCCUAUGCGAUUUGCAUAAACGGGGAGGCCUCCGUGCUGGAAAUUCUUCCGCUUUUCGACGACAAGUAUCGGGUCAAAACAGAGGCUGGCGAGGUGCGCGCCAUUUACUUUUCAAGGUCGAAGAUACACACCGAGGUGCGCACAGAGAGGGAAACGCUUCGGUUUACAGAAAACAGCGCUGGAAACACAGUCUACUCAAGCGUGCCUGGGCGGGUGGUCCGGCUGCUGAAAAGCGGAAGCGUCAAAAAAGACGAAGUCUAUUUGGAAAUAGAAAGCAUGAAGAACCUUAUACAAAUAAAAGCGCCCAAAGAGGGCGCCCUCAAGUACAAGGUGGAGGCUGAAGAAGUGGUUGAGGUAGGCGACGCCCUGGCUGAAAUCGUUGGAGACGAGUCGGUUGCGCCCGUCCAGUACACGCGAAAAAUCCUGUACAGAAACACGGAAAAGGACUACACGCCAAACCUCUUUAAGGGGUACGAGGUUCCCACGGAGAUCCAGUCCUUUAGCAAAAGCACCAUUCUGCAAGCAAUGGAGGCGUACAGCGGCGAGGCAUGUGUUGAAAGCGUGCAUGCAGACGGCUACAUUAAAAAAAGCCUGGAGGUGCUUCUUGGCAUGGAAAGCGAAAUAGCGCAGUUCAAAUCCAUGAUUCCGAAGGUAAAGUACAAAAUGGCCAAAAAGGGCGCAACAGAAGCUGUGAAGGCCGCCUACGACUUGCAAACGCGGAUAAAGGAUGCAGAGCGAGCAGGGGAUCUGAGCUCCCUGGAGGAGGCUCUUGCGGAGAAGGGCAUAGGCGAGCUGGACCGCAUAACCGGGUACGCGGACGGAGACACCCUGCUUCUUCUCUCCCUGCAGGCGGAGAAGCGAGACGAGGUUAUCCGGCUGUGGGCCAAAAAAGUCCUGGGCGCCCUCCAUGUAGAAAUAACUGCUGAAGAAAGCGGGGCAUGCCCCAGGAUAAAAAUAUCAGCACAAGCAGAUGCAAACUCCCAAAUGCACACAUUCUACCUUCUUAGAAAGCACGCGCCUAAAGACACGCCAGACAGCAUGCUCUCGGGCGCGUCAAUGGGCACAGGCCUUGAAAUCCCAGGCCGGGCGACUGUUCUAGAGGUCGAUGGCGUGUGCGUGAACUACCGAAGACGCGGGCUCAGCAGCAGCGAGCUGUACGACUGCCUGGACAUCCGCACGGUGGAAGUGGACGGCUUUACCCUUCCGCAGAGAAUAACAGAGAUGCCCUCUCCGGUUCUAAAGUAUGUUCUGUGGAACCGGAGAGUGUCUGUGUAUGUGUCAGGCCUGGGCUCAGCCUCCGGUGCUGCAAUACACUGCAUGCUUGCUCUAGACGAAGUUAUGAAAAUGCACAUUUUUUCUGAGCUAGUUGGGGAAAUCGAGUCGAUAUGCGCGCUGGUGGCGUCUGACCGCACAGUUGAAGUUUUUGUGCACGUGUGCGAGGCGUUUCCGGAUGGGCUGCCUGCCGAGUACUUCAGGAACCUUUUGUCGAAGGCAUGCCCUACCACGGCAGGGGCAGGAUGCAAAUGGACUGUCUCUGGGAUGUGCACAGAGAGCGGCCAGAUGGAAACGUUUUCCCUGGUGGUUCGAGCCGAGAGGGGAUUUAAAGAGGCCGUGCUCUCUAAAAAAAGCGGGCAGGUGUUUUACACGGUGGACGGGAUCUGCAUAAAAAACACCUUGGCCAGCAAGCCCACAGACCAGGCGCUCACGCCCAGCAGUGCUGCAGGCUCUUGCAUAGAGGCGUCCAGAAAAAAAGCCAAAAGCUUGAGCACGCUUUAUUUAUAUGAUGCAGCCGCGCUUCUUGGGAUCAUGGUGCAGGAGCUGCACAGCGGGCUUGCUGUUUCGAAGAUUCCAAACGAGAAAGAGGCAGCGAUUUCUGGCUGGAGAUUUACUGCGGGCGCGCUGGACUUUAUAUUUUUGGGGAAUGACAUAACUGUAAACAACGGGGCGUUUUCCAUCGACGAAGACAACUACUUCAGCAGGUGCGCAGACAUCUCGCUCAAAGAAAAAAUCCCGUUUGUGUACAUGUCCAGCAACUCUGGCGCAAAAAUAGAGGUUCUGGAGGCCAUUAAGCCACUUAUCCGGUAUGACAACAGCGACAGCAUAAUAUACAUAGAGCCCGAGGACUACGCCGCCCUUACAAUAAAGGAGCAGAUCGAGGUUGUGGAGCGAGAAAUUGGCGGAAGGCGCGCAUAUGAAGUUACAGACAUACUGGGCGUGUACGGAAUGGGGGUCGAAAACCUGUCGUAUUCGGCACAAAUUGCGAAGGACAUGGCUCGGCUCUACAAGGAGGUGCCCACAAUGACAUAUGUGUCGGGGCGAGCUGUUGGAAUAGGCGCAUAUCUUGCCAGCAUUGGCGGCCGAAUAAUACAGAAAGCAGACUCCCCAAUCAUUCUGACGGGCUUUAAUGCACUGAACAGUCUUCUACAGAAGGAAAUAUACAGGAGCAACAUAGAAAUAGGCGGGCCUUCUAUUCUGGAGAAAAACGGAGUGGUCCACAAAACCGUCAAAACAGACUCUUCCGGCAUGCAGGAAGUUGUAAACUGGCUGCAGUAUGUGCAGGGCGCGCAUAAGUGCCCAGAGCUCCCAAGCUCGCCAAACAGCCUGCCCUUGGACGGCGCCCUCGGCAGCGAGCAGAUAGAGUCGCUCACGCCAGAAGAGAUAGUAAGCUACAUUUCCGACAGAGACACGUUUACUGAGUAUCUGUCAGAGUGGGCGCCGAACGUGCGCAUUGGAAGGGCGCGGAUAAACGGGAUUGCGUGCGGAGUGAUAUUCCCACGAACAGGAACUGUGCACGGGCACAUUCCGGCGCCUGCUGCAAUAGGAAACGGAUUCAAGCCUAAAGAGGUUGUUCAGUACGUGUGGACUGAAAACGUCCUUUUUUCUGAGUCUUCAAAAAAAAUAGCUCUGUCCAUACGGGACUUUUCCCUGGAGUCUCUCCCCAUCCUGAUUCUGCUUAACUGGAAAGGCUUUUCUGCAGGCCACUUGGACAUGUUUGACGGCGUUCUCCAAAACGGCUCUGAAAUAGUUCGGAGCAUGGAGAGCACAAGCACCAAGAUAUUCACAUACCUUGCCCCUCUGUCAGAGCUUAGAGGCGGCUCCUGGGUGGUUUUUGACAAGAAGAUUGGGAACCAGAUAAAGUUCACUGCGCACCCAACAGCCAAAGGCAGCGUGAUUCAUCCGGACGGCCUCUCCAAGAUAAAGUGCAAGCAAAACGAGCUGUCCCACACGCUGGAAAAAUCAGGCGUGGCGGUGUCCAAAACCUCCGCGUCCAAGCUGGCCAAGGCCUUCUGCGCCCUCCACGACUCGUCCAAAAGAAUGAUAAAAAUGGAAGUUAUUGACGAAAUACUUACUGUGUCUCAGCUAAAGCCAGCUAUCAUAGAGUAUUUUAGAAAUUAA
Nematocida major is the source of this 4974-nucleotide messenger RNA. RefSeq names its product acetyl-CoA carboxylase / biotin carboxylase 1. The record is from RefSeq and is a predicted model, not a curated record. Gene Ontology annotation, molecular function: metal ion binding; ATP binding; acetyl-CoA carboxylase activity. Lineage: Eukaryota; Fungi; Microsporidia. The transcript has a single exon. Bases 1 to 4974 code for a protein of 1657 amino acids.